This is a messenger RNA of Cordyceps fumosorosea ARSEF 2679, 1362 nucleotides long. RefSeq names its product C6 transcription factor. The transcript has 4 exons. Lineage: Eukaryota; Fungi; Ascomycota; Sordariomycetes; Hypocreales; Cordycipitaceae. Gene Ontology annotation, molecular function: DNA-binding transcription factor activity, RNA polymerase II-specific; zinc ion binding. The record is from RefSeq and is a predicted model, not a curated record. Gene Ontology annotation, biological process: regulation of transcription by RNA polymerase II. The coding region runs from base 1 to 1362 and encodes 453 amino acids.
AUGGACAUGAACGGCUACUCAUCUGGCAUGCUGCCGUACGCUGACCCGGGUCAGUUCGACUAUGGCUCGUUCCUGGGCAGCGACGCCGCCUUGCAGUUCCAGGACCUGGCGCCACCGCACAAUCAGGCCGCGCUCACCCAAUCCCCCGGCCAAGUGACGCCGCCCAGCUCCGAGAGCAGGAGCCCGCCCGGCGCCGAGUUGGCCAGGCGUCAGGGGGCCGCGAAGCAGCGCCUGGAAAGGAGAGGCCACACUAAGAGCCGACGCGGCUGCUACAACUGCAAAAGACGGCGUAUCAAGUGUCAAGAAACGCAUCCGGCCUGCGGGCACUGCGUCAAGACUGGCUUGAAGUGCGAGUACCCUGCCGCACCUCAAAUCAUUCACCAGCCGCAUCACCAAAUUCCUCUUUUCAGCUUGCAGGACAUGCGCUUCUUCCAACACUUCCUGACGCAGUGCUACCCGCACCACCCGCUGAAGCAGGAGGAGGUCUGGACGCACGACAUCCCCUGCAUCGCGCACAACCACGAGUUCCUCAUGCACGCCAUCCUCGGCUUCGCCGCGUCGGAGCUCGUCCACCAGGACGCCAGCCUCGUCACGGCCGCCAUGAACCACCGCGUCAAGGCCAUCAAGGCCAUCAAGCGGCGGCUGGCCGAGUCGUCGCGCAACGACACCAACUACGAGGAGGCCAACGCGCUGGUGGCCACGUGCUUCGCGCUCACCUUCCAGUCGGUCAGCCUCGAGGACGGCAUGGCCGAGUACAUGACCUUUAUCCGCGGCAUCGUCAUCAUCGGCAUGCAAAUGAGCUUCCGCAACAUCGCGCCGGUGUUCACGACGCUCUUCGACAACGACCCCAACGAGCUCCUGGCCGCCCAGAUGGAGGACCUGCCGCUCAUCGAGCGCGCCUGGGUGGACGCCGCUGUGGCGGCGCUCGACGGGCUCAAGCCGCUGUGCGCGACGCAGCUCGAGAACGAGUACCGCGAGCAGCUGCUGGGCAUUGUGGAGAAGCUCUACGAGAAUUCCUUUGAGGCGUAUAAGACAAACUCGAGGCAGUACGGGUGGUGGAUGCUCCUCCCUCACGGCACCUUCCAGGAGCUCAUCAACAUGCGCAACCAGACCAUGUUGCUGCUGCACACGCACUGGAUCGCGCUGUCGCAGAUCAUGGCCUUCAUCACCGAGCAGGAGAUGAGCGUGCGGCAAAAGUACCCGUCGCAGCAGGAGAACCGGAUGGACCCGGGCUUCCUGCGCUGGCUCAAGUACCUCAACGCGCGCGUCGACUACGAGCACCAGAUGCACAACCAGUGGCCGCUCUGGGUGGAGGAGCAGCUCGAUCGGGACCUGACGUUUUUUGGCCGGAGCGCGUGCUGA